AUGACAUCAAGCAUCUUCCAUAUGAUCUUCCCAGCGGCUCAUCCGGCGGCUGGUGGAGGAGUGUGCACGCAUCGCCGCUGCUGGCAUGAAGUGGAAACGGAGAACACGACUACAACAUGCGGUCUGAUAGCCGCACAUCCGUAUGGUCGCCCGGUGGUUUUCUAUCCGUUCAGGACACGUACCAGUACGACAUGCGCAUGCAGUCGCCUUCAGAUCACACACUUAACAGGGCGCGAGACUAGUCCUCUGUCGUCUUCACCCGAGGGUAAGCCGCGGGAGGGCCGCAAGCUCUUCUGGAUCUCUUUCUCAAAUCCAGCCGGUCUAGGACCCUGGUUUGCCCCGCACCAACAGAACGCCUCCCGGGUUCCCAUGACCGGCAGUCUGAAAUCCAUCCAGCUGCUAUGCGCCCUCCAGCGCCUUGCAUCCGAGGGCCGCGUCCAGCCAGGGUGCUCGGCGGCGCAGGCCGCUUCAGUCCGUCGGCCGAGCACAUCCAUGACCGUCAGCCCAGCGCCUAUGAUCUAUCUGCAAUGGAUCGAUCCUAGACAAUCCGUUUUGGGGCUCCUGGAGGCCCAUAAAGCGCGGCCGGGGCAUCAUGCGCGCCCUUAA
Volvox carteri f. nagariensis is the source of this 606-nucleotide messenger RNA. RefSeq lists its product as uncharacterized. The transcript has 5 exons. Bases 1 to 606 code for a protein of 201 amino acids. The record is from RefSeq and is a predicted model, not a curated record. Lineage: Eukaryota; Viridiplantae; Chlorophyta; Chlorophyceae; Chlamydomonadales; Volvocaceae.